AUGCCAUCUUCUCUUCCAGUGGUCUCCUGCGUGGUGGCAGAGUGGAGUGGCUGGGGUCGCUGCGUCAAGCCCUGCCAGCUCUCCUACCGUGUUCGCCAGAGGCGUGUCCUGCGGGAGCCAAGAAAUGGAGGUGUCCCCUGUCCCCUUCUGGAAGAGCAGGCAGGCUGCAUGGAGUACUGGAGCCACCAGGGAGCGGAGUGCCAGCAGUCCUUGCGCAGCUAUGGAAAAGAGUGGAAAAAGCGAAGUGUUUCCAAGGAGCAGGAGACAGUAGGGUACUGUGUCCAGUUCCGGUUGGGGUCCAUUCCAGGGAGCUGUGGGCAGGUGAGGGCACCCCAUGCCCAAUGGACAAGGUAUCUGACCCAGGGCCACACGGUCUGUGUGAGGUGUGAAUGGCCUGCCCAGGACGCCAGGAGCCGGUGCUGCUAUGGGGAUGGCAGUGGGGCCAGAGGGAACCAGCUGUCGCUGUGGCAAGCAGCCGGCCACCCCCUGUGCCGAGGGACCUGGGAGAGACUCAAGCAGCUCCGGGACUGUUCCUGCCCUGAGGUCCACAGCUUCGUCUUCAUCUAG
This is a messenger RNA of Cynocephalus volans (Philippine flying lemur), 567 nucleotides long. RefSeq names its product somatomedin-B and thrombospondin type-1 domain-containing protein-like. NCBI's taxonomy places the organism in Eukaryota, Metazoa, Chordata, Mammalia, Dermoptera, Cynocephalidae. The transcript has 4 exons. The record is from RefSeq and is a predicted model, not a curated record. Bases 1 to 567 code for a protein of 188 amino acids.